This is a messenger RNA of Pseudovirgaria hyperparasitica, 426 nucleotides long. RefSeq lists its product as uncharacterized. The record is from RefSeq and is a predicted model, not a curated record. The transcript is spliced from 2 exons. NCBI's taxonomy places the organism in Eukaryota, Fungi, Ascomycota, Dothideomycetes, Acrospermales, Acrospermaceae. Gene Ontology annotation, biological process: RNA processing. Bases 1 to 426 code for a protein of 141 amino acids.
AUGGUCACUACUGGAGAUCCAGUGCCUGCAAGGCUUGCAUAUCUACGUGAGUCUGCACGUCUACUGGCCAUUGCCUCACCCACCACCUCAUCUUACCUCGGAGCUCAAUAUGGCAAGCUCCUACUCGACUCAGACGGAGAUAUCAAUGAAACUCAAGUCCAGCGAGAUGCCCGCCAACGUGAAUUUUGCAAUCGAUGCGGUAACAUCAUGGUUCCGGGUCUCUCAUACAAAGUAAGACAAUCGAGAGAGCGGCCGAGAUCCAAAGUGGCCAAGAAGGAAAAGACCACACUCAGCAGCGGAAUCGAAAACGUCAACAAUGCCCGAGAACAGAAAGAAGCGUGCAAAAGCUCGAAAGCAAGGUGUACUACAAGCAUUGCUGAAGGAUCAAUCCUCGGCCAGGCCAAGCAGCUCUGGCUUUGGUCUUGA